Eimeria mitis is the source of this 489-nucleotide messenger RNA. RefSeq lists its product as uncharacterized. The record is from RefSeq and is a predicted model, not a curated record. The transcript has a single exon. The coding region runs from base 1 to 489 and encodes 162 amino acids. Lineage: Eukaryota; Apicomplexa; Conoidasida; Eucoccidiorida; Eimeriidae.
AUGUUAGGCGAUUCAACUUUGAGUUUGAACUCGGGUCAAGCGGCCGCAAGAGGCGCCUUCUACCCAGGUGCAGAUGCAGCUCGCGGCUACGGGGCCUACGACAGUCCCGCCCUUCCGCAGCAGCAACAGCAGCAGCAGCACCAGCUGACACUUGCCGACUUGCCUGUGGAGACAGAGUCGCAGCAGAGCGAGGCAUCAGGGGUGAUUGCGGAUGAGCGUCGAGGGGCGCACAUGCGUGCCAAGAAUUCUUUGUUGCAGGUGUUUAUUAACUUCUUCAGAAAACCCCACCUUUUCAAGGUUCUCGUCUUUGCUUUCGUCAUGUUUGCGAGUUUUUUCUUCGUUGGUAUCUUCGCCCGCAUCGCGCAGUUCGUCUUUGGGAUUUGGGCCGCACUAAAGGUGCUGCAGCUCCUAGAAGAAGACGACGUGCCUGUUCCUGGGGGGGGCGCACCACCAGCCUUCAGCAGCCCAGCAGCACACAACAUGGACUGA